AUUUAAAAGAGCAUCUCGUAUACAACAAUAACUUCUCCCUCGGUGCAAAAUUCAUCACGUGGCAUAUAUGUUUUUCACUUACAUCCGGGGAACCAGAACCGACAAGGGAGGUCGCCAUUUAUUUCUUUUAUAGUUUAGAAGUUGUCGAAAGCUGAAAUCGAAGAAAAUGACAUCACGCCGACCUUUUGAUCCUGUGGCACACGAGUUGGAUCCCACUUUCCGACUCACCAAAUUUGCUGACCUAAAGGGAUGAGGGUGUAAAGUCCCUCAAGACGUUCUGCUCAAACUUCUUGAGGGACUUAACCAGGACAGCAGUGCCCAGGAUCAAGAACAGGCGCAAUUCCAAUAUGUCACACCAGUUCCAAGAGUUGGUAUUGGUAUGGAUGCCUCGAUCACCCCACUUCGUCAUGGUGGCCUUUCACUCGUCCAGACAACAGACUUCUUCUAUCCACUGGUUGAUGACCCCUACAUGAUGGGUAAGAUUACGGCUGCGAACGUACUGAGUGACCUGUACGCGAUGGGAGUGACGGACUGCGACAACAUGCUGAUGCUGCUCGGUGUCAGUAACAAGAUGACGGAGAAAGAGCGAGACAUAAUUGUCCCGAUGGUCAUGAGUGGAUUCAAGGACACGGCCGAUGACGCGAACACGCAGGUGACAGGAGGUCAGACGGUGCUGAACCCGUGGAUGACGAUCGGGGGUGUGGCGACGUCAGUCUGUCAGACCAACGAGUACAUCAUGCCAGACAACGCUGUUGUGGGAGAUGUUCUCGUGAUGACGAAACCUCUGGGCUCCCAAGUGGCCGUCAACGCAUACCAGUGGCUCGACCAGCCCGAGCGAUGGAACCGCAUCAAACUGGUUGUCAGUGAGGACGACUGCAGGAAGGCUUACCAACGGGCCAUGUUUAGUAUGGCUCGUCUCAACCGAACAGCCUCCAAGUUAAUGCACAAGUACAAUGCCCAUGGUGCCACUGAUGUAACUGGAUUUGGACUGCUAGGCCAUGCUAACAACCUGGCUAAAAUACAGAAGAAUGAGGUCGGCUUCGUCAUUCACAACCUGCCCAUCAUUGCCAAGAUGGCUGCCAUCAGCAAGGCUUGUGGAAACAUGUUCGGUCUGCUGCAAGGGCAUUCUGCAGAAACGUCAGGCGGAUUACUGAUUGCUCUGCCUAGAGAACAAGCAGCAGCCUUCUGUAAAGACAUUGAGAAGCAGGAAGGCUACCAGUCCUGGAUCAUCGGAAUUGUCGAAAAAGGAUCGCGAACAGCCAGAAUAAUCGACAAGCCUCGAGUAAUCGAGGUUCCGGCUAAAGACAGAGAUGGUGAAUUGUGGUAGUCAUUGGUGAUGUUUUUGAAUCCUGGAAUGUGCAGCCAUAUUUGUCAUAUACCAGAGAAUGAACAGUAUCCAGAUAAAAUAAUUCUGAAUUGUGAAGCAACAUUCCACAUCAUUUUGAAGACUGCCUGUUGGACAAAAUGUUUCUGUUCCAGUUUCCUUUAGCGACUUGAUUUCUACAUGUACAUAACAGAUCAUUGACAUUUUAAAUGCAGCUUGUUUUUUUAAGGCCAUUUUUUAUGUUGCGAGCAUUGCUUUUAAAUUCAUGGAUUCAUAGUUCCUUUAUCAGUUAAAAACUUGGAUUCUGAGCAGAUCUCUGGGUUUUUUACUGGUGCUGAAUGAACAGGAUGAAGUGUCUGCAGUGGUUGCUGUUCUCUUUCUCUAUGAAUCUUCGUUCACAAAUGGCUGCAUGCCCACUGGACGAAAGAUGAUGUAAAAGAAAGACCACAGCAUGCAAACAUUUUGUCCCCCACAUCAUCUUUCAAAUCAAUCAUGUUCAUCAAAUAAAUUCUAAUAAAUGAA
Messenger RNA from Gigantopelta aegis, 1846 nucleotides. RefSeq names its product inactive selenide, water dikinase-like protein. Gene Ontology annotation, cellular component: cytoplasm. Gene Ontology annotation, biological process: L-selenocysteine biosynthetic process. Gene Ontology annotation, molecular function: ATP binding; selenide, water dikinase activity. The transcript has 8 exons. NCBI's taxonomy places the organism in Eukaryota, Metazoa, Mollusca, Gastropoda, Neomphalida, Peltospiridae. The record is from RefSeq and is a predicted model, not a curated record.